AUGCUGUUCUGCUCUAUAUGCGGAGGCCCUCUUCGGCCGCCGACUCAAGUCGAUGGCACACAGUGGAGCGACGAGGUCAAAUGGCAGACCAAGGUCGUGCUACUCAGCGACCCCGUCAAGGAGUUUGAGAAGCUAGAGGAGCACUACCGGGCCGGCAAGCGCAAGAACAUUGAACAAGCGCACUUUGACAUCGACCAGGACAUACGACAAGAUGCCGCCACUGCUACUUGGUCCAACACUUGCACCGUGACGGGGAGCGGUGAGGAGUAUCCGCCCAACUGGCUAGCAGGCUUUGAUGAAUUCGGGCAAGCCUACCCAAUCCCAUACAGCAUCGCAGUGCAUGAGGCGUGUGUGGAAGUGGCCCUUGGAGUGAUGCGCAAGUCGCAGAACAAUGUUCGCGUGCGAUCUCUGCGAACACUUUGGAGGGUUUUGCGCACGCGGUACGAUGCUCGAGACAAUGAGUACAUGGGCACAGUCGAAUGGGCCGGUCCACAAUACAUUGUGAUGGAAAAUGGGUAUUACAUGCCCCUUGGAUUCGCAGACGACUUUUCAGUAUGGGAUGGCGAUGAUGCUCACUGGGUUGUUGCAGAUCCAUUGAAUAUCCCAUCUCUGACUUCUCAAAUCAUAGCAAAUACCGGAACACUACAACCGAGUUCAGUCAACCCAGGGGCCAAAGCUUUCAGCGAAUCAUUCUUGGCAUUGCCACAGGAGCUACAAGAUCGAAUCGUAUGGUUCAUGGGCUCCUUUGAGGGGCUAUCGCCCCGAUGUACUGGACUUUUACCUCAAGAGACGUGGCAACACAUACUCCUGGACGGUAGGUAUCUGCCAUUCCUAUGGGACCUUGAUGUCCCGGCCAUCGAAAAUUUCUGUUCAUCAUUGGCUGCCCGGAGCACAGAGAUCAACUGGGAACUGUUGGUGCGCAAACUGAGCAAAGGGGUGUGGACGAAUUGGAGGCAUCACGAGACCCUCGAAGCUGACUUGGAGCUAUUUUGCUACUCAAACAUGAACGUGCCAAAUGGACUGAGGAACCGCAGGAGGAUUUGGCAGUUGGUAGAGGAAAUGUACGUUGGUGAUGUGUUGCCGGUGCGUCGGAGCUGGGUCAAUUCGAAGCAGUUGCCGACCAUGCCUCUUUAUUGGGAUGAGUACGGCGAUGCGGCCUAUCCCGUGGUUAGGGUAACUGGCAUUCUCGAGGAAGCAUGA
Pestalotiopsis fici W106-1 is the source of this 1200-nucleotide messenger RNA. RefSeq lists its product as uncharacterized. The record is from RefSeq and is a predicted model, not a curated record. Bases 1 to 1200 code for a protein of 399 amino acids. The transcript is spliced from 2 exons. NCBI's taxonomy places the organism in Eukaryota, Fungi, Ascomycota, Sordariomycetes, Amphisphaeriales, Sporocadaceae.